Molecule: messenger RNA, 915 nt
Organism: Heterostelium album PN500
Lineage: Eukaryota; Evosea; Eumycetozoa; Acytosteliales; Acytosteliaceae
Product: GNAT family N-acetyltransferase
Exons: 2
Coding region: 1-915 (304 amino acids)
Molecular function (GO): acyltransferase activity, transferring groups other than amino-acyl groups
Source: RefSeq, a predicted model, not a curated record
AUGAUAUCGGUUGAGUCAAAGAAAAAUUGUGUGUUUAAAACUUUAGAGAAUAACAGUGCUGACAGUAUAGUUGUAUGCUUAAAGAAAGCUUUUAUUGACUAUUUCGUCAGUUUCCAAGCUCUUGAAACACAGUAUUUCGAAAAUAGAUGGCGAGUUGGAAUGAUCGAUUACAAGGCAUCCAUUGGUUCAUUCGAUGUCGAAACCAAUGAAUUAGUAGGAAUAGUUCUAUGGUGUAUCGAUUCUAAUAAAAAUGGUCAGCGUGUUGCCUUUAACAUUGCUACAGGUGUACAACCAGAAUAUAGAAGAGGUGGAUUAACCAAUCGGAUGAUUGACUUUUCAGUUAAAUUACUAAAGGCUGAACCAUAUAGACUUGACAAAUUGAUAUUGGAGGUGAUUACAAUGAAUGACAGAGCAAUCAAAUGCUACGAAAAGAGUGGCUUCAAAAUCGAUCGAACUUUAAUGGUUUUCGCUGGUAGUAUAGCGUCGUCGGAGCAACAUCAAGAGGAUCAAGUUGUUUCCAAUCGCAAUAAAGUGUUGGUUUUGAAAGGCAAAGAUAUUCCAAUCGACCGACUCUCGCCAAAACCAAUUUGUGAAACACCAUGGGAAUACCAACCGAAAUGUUUAAUUACCGAUCCUGACAAUCUCGAGUGUUGGUCGUUGGUUGACGAUGACAGAGACAGUGGAGAACCCGGUAGAACCUACCUCUUAAUGUAUAAAACAAGAAAUCUAAUUGGAUACGCUCAUUUCGAAUCGGUGGAAAAAGGUAUUGAGCUCAUGAAACAACUUUCUCUACAAUUCCCAAAUAUUAUGGCAUUGCUUCCAGAUGAAGAGGAAACAAUUAUUUCAGUUUACAAACAUUUCAAUCUUAAUAACAAAUUAAAUGAAUAUGAAAUGUCCAGGCCAAUUGAUGUUUAA